Messenger RNA from Equus quagga, 8117 nucleotides. It is a transcript of the gene CRACR2A, whose product is annotated as calcium release activated channel regulator 2A. The record is from RefSeq and is a predicted model, not a curated record. Gene Ontology annotation, molecular function: GTPase activity; GTP binding; calcium ion binding. The transcript has 19 exons. NCBI's taxonomy places the organism in Eukaryota, Metazoa, Chordata, Mammalia, Perissodactyla, Equidae. Bases 292 to 2478 code for a protein of 728 amino acids.
CGCGCGCACAUCCCGAGGGCGCCCAGGGGGCGGCAGCCGGCUGCGGGGUGCCCAGGGCGCCGCUUCCACGUCUGCGCCCAGGGUUGGGACGGCACGCCCGGUUCGGGCGGAAAAAGUGGAGCCGGCAGGGGCUGCCCGACAGCUGCGAGCGGAGCCGCGAGCGCGGGCGGCGCCCGGAUGAGGAAACCGAGGCUCAGCGUGGUGACGUGACUUGCCCCGGAUCACAGGUCUAGAACCCAAAACUCCGCACUUGCAGGUUCUAAAAAGCCUUGAAGAAAUUGACAAAGCUGGAUGGCUACCCCUGAGAGGAGAGCGGUCUCUAGACUCCAGCGACCUGGCCGGGGACCGAAGGGGAGCAGGGCCUGCCUGGGUUCCCUGGACGACCUGGAGUGUAAGGACACCCAGGAGCUGGCACCGGGAGAGCUGGCCAUGCUGAGGAAGGCACAGGAGUUCUUCCAGACCUGUGAUGCGGGGGGCAAGGGCUUCAUUGCCAGGAGCGACAUGCAGAGGCUCCGUGAGGAGUUGCCGCUCAGCCUGGAGGACCUGGAGGAUGUGUUUGAUGCCCUGGAUGCUGAUGGCAAUGGCUUUCUGACCCCAGAGGAGUUCACCACUGGAUUUAGCCACUUCUUCUUCAGCCAGAAUAAGCCAAGUCAGGAAGAUGCAAGUGAACAGGCGGCUCAGCUCCGGGAAGAGAAGGUCUAUCAGUCCAGAGGGGAAGAGGAUCUGGGUGACAUGGGCGAGGAUGAGGAAGCCCAGUUCCAGAUGCUGAUGGACAAACUUGGAGCCCAAAAGGUUUUGGAAGAUGAGAGCGAUGUCAAGCAACUCUGGCUGCAGCUGAAAAAGGACGAACCUCAUUUACUGUCCAACUUCGAGGAUUUCCUGACCAGAAUCUUCUCCCAGCUCCAAGAGGCCCAUGAGGAGAAGAAUGAACUGGAGUGCGCCCUGAGAAAGAAAAUUGCUGCUUAUGAUGAAGAAAUCCAGCAUCUCUACGAGGAGAUGGAACAACAAAUCAAGAGUGAGAAGGAGCAGUUUCUCCUGAAAGACACAGAGCGGUUUCAGGCCCGCAGUCGGGAGCUGGAACAGAAGCUGGUAUCUAAGGAGCAGGAGCUGGAGCAGCUCAUCCAGAAGCAGAGACGGCUGGAAGGCCAGUGCAUAGCCCUGCAUAAUGACAAGCAUGAAACCAAGGCUGAGAAUACCAAGCUGAAACUCACGAACCAGGAGCUGGCCCGGGAGCUGGAGCGGACCUCCCGGGAGCUGCAGGAUGCCCAGCAGCAGCUGGAAAGCCUCCAGCAAGAGGCCUGCAAGCUCCACCAGGAGAAGGAGAUGGAAGUGUACCGCGUGACGGAGAGUCUGCAGCGGGAGAAGUCGGGGCUCCUGAAGCAGCUGGAUUUCCUGAGGGAAAGGAACAAGCACCUUCGAGAUGAGCGAGACAUAAGUUUUCAGAAGGAUAAGGCAGCCAAGGCAAACACAGCUGCUCCCAAGGCAAGCUGGAAACAGAGAUCUGGCUCUGUGAUAGGCAAAUAUAUGGACGGCAGAGGCAUUCUUAGAAGCCAGUCAGAGGAGGAAGAAGAUGUGUUUGGCAUUCCGAGGAGGAGAAGCUCCCUGGGCCUGAGUGGGUAUCUCCUUACAGAAGAGGAGGCAGGAACCAGGGAGCUGGGGUCUGGGGGUCCGCUCCACCGGGCGCUCCGCAGAAUUAUUUCCAUUGAAGAAGACCCCCUGCCCCAGCUCCUGGAUGGCGGCUUUGAGCAGCCGCUGAGCAGACGUGCAGAAGAGGGGGAGGCGUCGGGGCCGGCGGUGGAAGAACCCGCGCAGCAGGCCCGACCUGUGGACCCCACGCCCGCAUCUCCCCGAGGGCAGCCUGUUGGGAAAGAAGACCUGUCCAAGGAGGAAGGCUCUCUCUCCACCCCAGACCGGCUCUUCAAGAUUGUGUUUGUGGGCGACUCCGCCGUGGGGAAGACAUCCUUCCUGAGGCGGUUCUGCGAGGACCGGUUCUCCCCGGGCACGGCAGCCACUGUGGGCAUCGAUUACCGUGUGAAGACGGUGCGUGUGGAUGACUCUCAGGUGGCCCUGCAGCUGUGGGACACAGCCGGGCAGGAGAGGUAUCGCUGCAUCACCCAGCAGUUCUUCCGGAAGGCUGACGGGGUCAUCGUCAUGUACGACCUCACCGCCAGGCAGUCCUUCCUGUCGGUCCGGCAGUGGCUGAGCAGCGUGGAGGAAGCUGUGGGAGACUGCAUUCCUCUUCUUCUGCUGGGCAAUAAAAUUGACAACGAGAAAGAGCGGGAAGUCCCCCGAGGCCUCGGAGAGCAGCUCGCCAAGGAGAACAAUCUGAUCUUCUACGAAUGCAGUGCCUAUUCUGGCCACAACACCAGAGAGUCCCUGCUCCAUCUGGCCAGGAUCCUCAAGGAGCAAGAAGACACAGUGAGGGAGGACGCCAUGCAGGUUGACCGCCCUGCCAAGAAGAAACCCUGCUGUGGCUGAUAGGAAGCCUUGUAAGACUGCUCUGCCUGGGCCUGAGGCCACAGGACCUGCCUGAAUCCUGCACACAGGCUCCUGCGCAGACGCCCUCGCCAAGGCCAUCCCAGACCUUUGUCCUUGUCAGUGACUUGCCUCCCCCCAGAGGAGUGGAAGUACACCCAGUCAGGAGAGCUGCUCUCAGAGCACCUCAGAGUCUUUUCUCUCCCUCCUUUCUCUAGACCGCAGAUGCCCAUUCCUUUUUUUUCCCCAGCUUGAUGUCCUGGGGGGAAAGAAUCAGAUAGUCUUUUCCAGAAAAGCCACCAGUGCCUUUUCCACCUCCCUUCUCCCCCCUUGCCCUCAGGAGCUUCAGCUCUGCAGUUGUCAUGGCAACUGUGCAGGGCCGACUUGCUGCUUCCUGUAGGCCAAAGAUAGAGUGCUUGGGCCAGGGUGGUUGGUCUUCCUUUGGCUCCCGUUCUCUGGACGCCAAUGGGAUACUCUUGGCAUAUGCCUCAUGGACCUUGUGAUGCCUGCAUGGUGUUGAGAGAAGCAAAAAAGGGCACCCACACCCUCUGCCACCAUCCCCAGCCCAGGGCUCUGCUCCUCUCCAGGCUUCAGGGCCAGCCUUUCUCAGCAGCCACCCUACCCACUGUAUUUGCCCCCUCCGGUUAUCUGGAAUGGUCCCUUACAAAGAACCCACAGUCUGUCCUCUCUGCCACCAUGCACACCCGUGACUCCAAGGUGGACUGUCAGGGUGAGGAAUUUAUGCCUGGGGUUAGAGAGUGGGCUUACUUCCUACUUAACUUUGACUAAGAGAUGAAAAGAAAACGAGGGGAGAAAACCCAUCUGCUGCUAAGCCAUGCUACCAUUUCUGGAGGGUAUAAAUAAGGUAUAUAUAGCUAUGUAAAAGCCAUUUUCUAAAUGCUUCUCAAAAUAGCUCUUCGAAAACUGGUACAUGAUGAUUAACAGGGUAGGUUGACAUGCAGGCAGUGAGGCCCAAGACCAGGUCUGUAGUUACUGACUUCAUUUUAUUUUAUUUUACCUUUUUCCAGAAGACUGUAUUUAAAAAAAAGAAGCGUGGCUGUGAUGUUGACAUUUUGCUGGUGUUUGAGAAGUGAACAGAGUGUGGCUGCACCAGCACAGGGCCCUGGGUUAAGGGGAAGGACCUGGGCCCAUGUGUGGUUCCUUCCUCUUGGUGGUGGCAGCGGCCAGCCCCUGGCAGGGCUGCAGCAUCGCUGGCUGCUGCUGGGGAGCUGGCGAGGCACUCUUGCCCGCUGUGGGCGCUCGGAUGAAAAGAUCAUUAAGAUCACUGCCAAUUACCGUUCUAGCGCCACAGACCCAAGCCCAACAGGGAAGCAAGCGGUGUCCACACCCAAGGUGGGCACGCAGGAAGAGAGGGGCAGAAAGUGUCCACAGGCCUCUGAGAAGGUGAUUACGACAACUACACACAGUCAGCCAGGCAGGAGAGGAGCCCCUGGCCAGAGGUGUUCCCGGCGGCCUCCCCUCUAGACUCCCAAAAGGGUCGGAGCCCCCUGGGUCACCAGGCAAGUGUCUGCCUCCUUUUUGCAGACUUCUCUCUCUCAUCCAGCCUUCAUAGGGCGCCCAUGGCGGGUGCUAAACAGACACCAGCACUGAGCUCCAUGAUCUUGGACAAGCCAGCUUGCUCCCUGGGCCCCACUCUAUCGGUACAGUGAAGGGUGGGCUGUCUGAUGCUUCCAGCUCUUCCCGCUUAAAGUGCUUUUGAUGACACGUUCAUUUCCCACUUAACCUGGCCCCGGCCCCAGUCCAAGUUUGAGGGGAACUCCUUUCCCUAAGAGAGGGCACUGGCGAUGGUCUCAUUAGUGGGAUGGGUCACCCAGAAGUGGCCUUCCAAUAUCUGUUUCUGACAAGAAACAGAGAUGGCAAUAGAUUUAUGAGACAAGCAGGCUGUAUCAGGGAUUCCCCAAGCCCACAGAUGCCUUUGUCCCCAGUACCUCGUCCCUGGCUUGGGGCUGCAUCUUUCCAUUUAGGAAAAGUGCAUUCAGGGUUUCGAGCAGGGCGGGAUGAGCCUAGUGCCUGGCCUUCCAGCUUGCGGCGUAAAUCCCCACGAAUCCUCAAAGAUCCAGGCAGAGAAAGGGGGCAGGAGGGGCCUCUGCUGCUCCCUUCUGCAGUCCCGCUUGAAAGCAUCCGGAGGAUGGGGCCUUCAGAGAGACUCUGAGGAGCUCUGUGACCCCGGGUCCCAGACCCCUCCUCUCCCCCUUCCUCUCAAGCCACCAUGGUGAUCAGAGCCAGCUCCGUGGCUGUCAGUAUGGCCCAGAGCCUAGCAGAGUGCUGUCAGAAAAUCCUGGCUGCAGCCCAUUUACAUUGCUGUGACGAUCCCGAGCAAGUCACUUAAGCAGGUUUCAUAUUCGUCUGUAGACUGGAAGUUCCAACGUCCACCUCACAGGGACGUUGUAAGUAUUAAGUGAGAUAAUGUAUGUGAAGUACUUAGCAUGGUGCCCAGCACAUAGUAGGUACUAACAAGUAGGGGCUAUUUUCGUUGUCAACAUCCAGUUGCUGCCCAGACCGCCUGCCUUGCUUCAGUGUUCGAUUUAGAACCAGCAAGCACUUCCUAAGCGCCUGCCCAUUACUGGGCAUGCUCACAAACACUACCUCUUUCGAGGCCCAAUUGCCCAGCCCAUUUGCCUGCUCAUGAGCUUGUAUCUGGCUUUGCCUCUUGGCCCUGCUCUCCUCUGUUCCUGUGGGGUUCCUGGUUUUCCAGUCAGUGCUCCUGUCCUACCAGUGCCUGUGGUCUGUUCCAGCCCACAGUCCACUCUUCCCCCCUGCCCGUGGUUCUCCAUGACUCAGACAGCAGCGCAGACCUGGUGCCAGCUCCUGGGUAUUGACCUGUGUGAUCUGUGCUCACCGCCAUCCCUGGCCCCCACACUUGUGCUGACUCCCUGUGCUUCUUCUGGGGUCUGCUGCUGCCCUCAGCCCUGAGUUGCCAAACCAAUGCUGCAGUUGCUUGGCUCCUUGUCCAGCAUUCACAGCCCUUCACGGUCUCUCUGGGUCUCUGCUGUCCCUUGUGAUAGCCUAGCUUUCUCCCACCUCUCCCCAGCCUGUGCUCUUUCCCUAUUCUUAGUACCUCCACCCAAUCUCAGACUCCCCUCCUCCCUACCCUCCCCUGGCCCACUCCAGGCCAUACCUCUAUACUCCAUCAAAAAUGGCUCAACCCUUUGUCUCUGUCUCUAGUAGUCACUACUCCAAAGGAUCUGAAACCAAUUUCAGCUAAGGUGUUGAUGCAAAUGCUGGCUUCAGGGCUAUAUUUGCACUUUAACAAAAAACUCUAAGGGAGGCAGAACUGUAACCCAAAGGAAUGAAUGCCUACUGGUAGAAUAUUAAGCACCAUAAUGGAUCAUGGGGAUCAAAUAUUUAGGAUGGAGCUGCCUUCCCCUGUUCUCCUCUUAAAGACCUGUUUGCUCGUGUAUUUAGGGGCUCUAUUUCUAGAUUCACAUAUGUUGGUAAUUGUUAUGUCUUCUUGAUAAAUUGACCCUUUAUCAUUAUAAAGUGUCCUUCUUUGUCUUUAGUAGUGAUUUUUGUCUUAAAGUCUAUUUUGCCUAAUAUUCAUAUAGCCACUUCGUCUGUCUUUUGGUUGCUCUUUGCAUGGUAUAUCUUUUCUAUACUUUUACUUUCAACUUAUUUGUGCAUUUGAAUAUUGUGAGUCUGUUAUGGACAGCAUACGGUUGGAUUAUGUUUUUAAAUCUAUUCUUCCAAUCUCUGUCCUUUAAUUGGAAAGCAAUGUAAUGGACAAAGUAAGAUUUAUGUCUGCCAUCUUGCUAUUUCUUUUCCAUAUUUCAUGUCUUUUUCAUUCCUUUAUUCCUCUAUUACUUCCUUUUUUGUGUUAAAUAGAUAUUUUCUAGUGUACUAUUUGAAUUAUCUUGUUAUUUCAUUUACUAUUUUUUUUUUUACUUAUUUUCCUGGUAGUUGGUCUGGGAGUUACCAUUAAUAUCUGUUUAUAACAAUCUAGUUUAGAUUAAUACCAACUUAAUGUCAACAGUAUAAAAAACUUUGCCUCCUCCCUUAUUUUUAUUUUGUCACAAAUUACACCUUCAUAUGUUUUGUUCCAAUCAGUAGAUUUACAGUUAUUGUUUCAUGCAGCUGUCUUUUAAAUCAGAUUUUUUUUAAAAAAGGAGUUACAAAUGAAAAAUACAUUUACAUCGUCUUCUAUGUUUAAUCAUGUGAUUACUUUUACCAGGGCCCUUUAUCUCUUCAUGUUAAUUCAAGUUACUGUCUAGCGUCCUCUCAUUUAAGUAGUAUUUCUUAUAGGGCAGUUCUGUUAGAGACAACUCUCUGAGUUUUGCUUAUCAGGAAAAGUCUUAAUUUGUCUUUCAGUUUUGAAAGAUAGUUUUGCUAGACGUGGGACUUUUGAUUGAUAGAUUUUUUUCCCCCAUUAGUACUUUGAAUAUACCAUCCCACUUUUUCUGGCCUCUGUGGUUUCUGAUGAGAAAUCAGCUGUUAAUCUUAUUGAGGGUCCUUUGUAUGUGAUGAGUUGCUUCUCUCUUGCUGCUUUCAAAAGUCUUUAUCUUUGGCAUUCAGCAGUUUGAUCUUGAUGCGUCUAGCUAUAGAUCUCUUUGAGUGUAUCUGCUUGGAGUUCAUUGAGCUUCUUGGAUGUGUAGAUUAAUGGCUUUCACCAAAUUUGGGACAUUUUUGGUCAUUAUUCCUUUAAAUAUUCUUUCUGCCCCUUUCUCCCUCUUUUUUUCUUCUAGGACUCCUGUUGUGCAUAUGUUGGCAUGCUUGAUAGUAUCCCACAGGUUUCCAAGGCUCUGUUCAUUUUUCUUCAUUUUUUUUUCCUUGUGGUCCUCACACUGGAUGAUCUUUAUUUCCCUAUCUUCAAGUUCAUUGAUUCUUUCCUCUGCCUGCUCAAAUAUACUGCUAAGAACAUCUAGUGAGUUUUUCAUUUCCAUUAUUGUACUUUUCAACUCCAGAAUUUCUGUUUGGUUCCUUUCUAUAAUUUCUGUCUCCUUAUUGAUAUUCUCUGUUUGGUGAGAUAUUGUUCUCAUUCUUCCCGUUAGUUCUUUAGACAUGGUUUCCUUUAGGUCUUUGAACAUAUUUAAAAUAGCUGAUUUAAAGUUUCAAAGAGCUCACCUUGGUAGCCAUCUGCCCUGUGCACAAAUCAAGCUCCACUUGCCAUCCUUGCUUCCUUCCUUACAUUCCACACAACACACUCAGGACUCUGGUCUCAUUCCUUAGCCCCACUUCUAACCUCCUCAAAGUCUUUCCUGUCUUCUGGAUUAGAGGGGACGUGAAACUCAGAAGUCCUUCAGAUAUGAGAACCCUCCCCUCCACCUUGAGCUUCUGGAUGCCCUGCAGGAGAUGAGCUGGCUAAGGAGGUUUUCAGUUCCUUGGGGAAUUGAAGGGAGGCCAGAAAUCCUCAGGCAGCGUGGCCCGUCCUGCCAGGAAUCCAGACAUUUCACAAAGCUUCACUCAAAAGGGAUAGGUGGGGGAAGACUACAAAUCAGAAGCUUUUGGAAAAAAUAGUUUACUUCAAAAUAAUGGAAUCACAGUUCAUAAACCUACAAAAACCAAGACUUAAGUGGCCCAUUGCUGACUGGCCCUAGGAGUAGUGACAGCUCUCUCUCUAUCAUCCAGGAUAUAGAAAUUGGCUACACAAAUUUCAACCAAGUCCAUGGGGUUUUACUUUAUUGAUU